UUCUAGGGCUUCUUCAUCAUUCCCAUUCUGAUAAAACCAUAAAUAAAAAACCUACUAUAAAAACACAAUCAAAACAUCAAAAUUUAUUGGGCUUCUUCUUCGCUCCCAUUGCUAAGUAUUCAGCUAGUCGGAAAUUGUUGUACAAUGUCGAAAAAUAGUUGUUCGUCGAAGAGGAUCUGCCGAUGUGGGGACGUUGCUAAUCACUUUACUUCAAAAACUCUCUUAAACCCUGGUAUAAGAUUUUACAAAUGUCCUAAACCUGAGAGUGAAGGAUGUGGGUUUUGGGAAUGGCAUGAUGAAGAGUAUCCUGAUGCUGCUUUAAUUGCAAUUAAUAAUGUAAGAUUAGAAGCUGCAAAUCGCGUGAUUAAGAUAUUGAAUGGUUCUUUGGAAGUUCUUAAGGUUGAAAGAGACGGGCUGACUGAAAAGAUUGAACUCAUAGAUUCUAUGAAGAAUUUUGAAGUUAAAAAAAUAUGGAAUUGGGAGCAAAAGUGGUGAAGUUGAAGAUGAUCAUCACAAUUUUAUGCUCGCUAAUAGUUGGAUUUCCAUUCUCCUAUAUAAUGAAGUGAAAUUAUGUUGAGAGUAGUUUGUAGAAGGGGAAUGUUGUAUUUACAGUUGAAUAUUGGAAUGUUGA
Molecule: messenger RNA, 631 nt
Organism: Nicotiana tabacum (common tobacco)
Lineage: Eukaryota; Viridiplantae; Streptophyta; Magnoliopsida; Solanales; Solanaceae
Source: RefSeq, a predicted model, not a curated record